AUGGAUUGUUCCAUUAUAACCUCCAACGAUUAUCUAUGGAUAUUACAUUCGCUGUGCGUUUUUUCAUUCCCAAUUUAUGCUAUCGCAAUUAUUGCACUCUUGCGAACCAAGUCGACCUAUUUUGAAACUUAUAAACAUUUUUUGAUUUGGCAUACUUCGACAAAUUUCAUAUCGGAAGUCUACAACUCUUGGUUUCUUCUUCCAACUGUUCACCUUCCAUAUCCCCUUCUAAGAUUUACAGGGAUAAUGACUCAGUUGGGUUUCAGUGGUCUUUUUCAGUUUUAUACCAUAAAUGCGUUAAUUCAUCAAACUGCUUAUUCGGUUAUUGAAAUGUAUUUGUUUCGUUUUAAAGCCAGUAUGCUCAAUUACAAAUCCACAAUUUUUUACACUUAUCUACGGAUCAAUGUCUAUGUAAUUCGGGUUACUUUAUUCCUAUUUUUAGUUGUAAACAUAUCAACCUACUACUAUGCACUUGAACAACAAGUUAUUAGUAAAAUAGACUUAUUAUUUAAUCACCCAGAAGCUCCUCGAGUGAUUUCUUGUGACUCCGUAGUGGUGGCUGCUCCAUAUAGAGAUCCAAUUACUAUGUUUAAUCUGGCUGUGUGGGUGGUUGUGGUCUUUGUUGCUUUCACUGCAACUUCUUCGACUACAAUAUACUUGUGGAGAUAUCUGAGAGAUAAUGAGCAUCACUCUCCAGCAGUUAUAAGAAUGCACCGGAUGUUACUGAUCACGUUGUUUGUUCAGACUUUGAUUCACGCUAUCAUGCUGGGCGGUCCAAAUGUGAUGUUCCUCUACGCAGUGAUUUUUGGAGCUCAACAUGAAUUCAUGGCUAAAAUCGCAUUCUAUUGUCUCACGACUCACGGAUUGGUGUCUACCGUUGCCAUGAUGAUUUUGACGAAACCAAUCCAGAUUGCAAUAGUGCAAAUGUUCAAAUGUUCUACCUGGAAGAAGACUUCUGUAACUGCUGGGCAAUAUUUGGAGAGGAAUACCAAUUAG
Caenorhabditis briggsae is the source of this 996-nucleotide messenger RNA. RefSeq names its product Protein CBR-SRH-18 (gene Cbr-srh-18). The transcript has 5 exons. The coding region runs from base 1 to 996 and encodes 331 amino acids. Lineage: Eukaryota; Metazoa; Nematoda; Chromadorea; Rhabditida; Rhabditidae. The record is from RefSeq and is a predicted model, not a curated record.